This is a messenger RNA of Antechinus flavipes (yellow-footed antechinus), 1867 nucleotides long. It is a transcript of the gene PAF1, whose product is annotated as PAF1 homolog, Paf1/RNA polymerase II complex component. Gene Ontology annotation, biological process: transcription elongation by RNA polymerase II. The transcript is spliced from 14 exons. Gene Ontology annotation, cellular component: Cdc73/Paf1 complex. The record is from RefSeq and is a predicted model, not a curated record. NCBI's taxonomy places the organism in Eukaryota, Metazoa, Chordata, Mammalia, Dasyuromorphia, Dasyuridae. Bases 111 to 1736 code for a protein of 541 amino acids. Gene Ontology annotation, molecular function: RNA polymerase II complex binding; chromatin binding.
GACUGGGAGGCCGGGAGGCGGAGCGGCUCAUAGGGUUGCCUGGAGAGCCGCCUGCGUGGCUCGCGGGCCGGGGUUGGCCCCCUUCGUGACUAGUAGUCCUCGUUGUCGUCAUGGCGCCCACCAUCCAGACCCAGGCCCAGCGGGAGGACGGCCACAGACCCAACUCUCAUAGGACUCUGCCGGAGAGGUCGGGUGUGGUCUGUCGAGUUAAAUACUGCAACAGUCUUCCAGACAUCCCUUUUGAUCCCAAGUUCAUCACCUACCCCUUUGACCAGAACAGGUUUGUCCAGUACAAGGCAACCUCUCUAGAAAAGCAGCACAAACAUGAUCUGCUCACGGAGCCAGACCUGGGCGUCACCAUUGAUCUCAUUAACCCCGAUACCUACCGGAUCGACCCUAAUGUUCUUCUAGAUCCGGCAGAUGAGAAGUUACUGGAAGAGGAGAUCCAGGCCCCGACUAGUUCUAAAAGGUCCCAGCAGCAUGCCAAAGUGGUGCCCUGGAUGAGAAAGACAGAAUAUAUCUCCACGGAAUUCAAUCGCUAUGGCGUCUCUAACGAGAAGCCCGAAGUCAAGAUUGGGGUGUCGGUGAAGCAGCAGUUCACCGAGGAGGAGAUCUACAAAGAUCGAGACAGCCAGAUCACAGCCAUCGAGAAGACUUUUGAGGAUGCCCAGAAGUCGAUUUCUCAGCACUACAGCAAGCCAAGGGUUACUCCGGUGGAGGUGAUGCCCGUUUUCCCAGACUUCAAGAUGUGGAUCAAUCCAUGUGCCCAAGUGAUCUUUGACUCAGACCCAGCCCCCAAGGAUACCAGUGGUCCUGCAGCCCUGGAGAUGAUGUCUCAAGCCAUGAUCAGGGGAAUGAUGGACGAGGAGGGCAACCAGUUUGUGGCCUACUUUCUGCCGGUGGAAGAGACCAUGAGGAAGCGCAAGCGGGAUCAGGAAGAGGAGAUGGACUACGCACCAGAUGACGUCUACGAUUACAAGAUUGCCAGGGAGUACAACUGGAACGUCAAGAACAAGGCUAGCAAGGGCUAUGAAGAAAACUACUUCUUCAUCUUCCGAGAAGGUGACGGGGUCUACUACAACGAACUGGAAACCAGGGUCCGUCUCAGUAAACGUCGGGCCAAGGCCGGAGUGCAGUCCGGCACCAAUGCCUUGCUGGUGGUCAAACACCGGGACAUGAAUGAGAAGGAGCUGGAAGCACAGGAAGCUCGAAAGGCCCAGCUCGAGAACCAUGAGCCAGAGGAGGAGGAGGAAGAAGAGCUGGAGCUGGACAAGGAAGCCCCAGGCUCUGAUGAAGAACGGGAAAAGGGGAGUGGCAGUGAAAAGGAAGCCAGUGAGGAGGAGGAGGAGGAGCGCUCAGGAAGUGAGAGUGACCGUGGAGAGGAGGAGAAGGAGGAGAGUGACAAGAGCGGCAGCGGGGAGGAUGAGGCCGAGGAGGAGAGCAGUGAGGACGAAGCCCGCGCCGCGCGAGACAAGGAGGAGAUCUUCGGCAGCGAUGCAGACUCGGAAGAUGAGGAGGAAGAGGAGGAAGAGGAAGAAGAGGAUGAUGAUAGGGGAGGCCGGGCCAGGGGCAGUGGGGAAGAGGAGGAGGAGGAGGAAGAUAGCGGCAGUGAGGCCGGGCCUGGGCGGCGCAGUCCCAGCCCCUCCUUCCUCAGUGCCAGCGACCACUCGGCCCAGGAGGAUGGCAGCGAAGGGGGCGCCUCGGACUCCAGCGAGGAGGCCAGUGACAGUGACUGAGGCCGCCAAGCGGGCCGGGAGGGGCUGGGCCUCUCCAGCUCAGGCACCAUUCUCAGGACAAAUGGAAAAUACCUAUUCUUUUUUUUUUAAACUUUUGCUGUCAAUAAAGGCGAUGUGUUUACAAGCUGAAA